GAGUCUGGUAAAAGUGAGAUCCGGUCCGAAUUCGAACCUUUGAAAGACAUCCCUACCGACCAACAACGCUCGCGGCAACGACAGUGAUACCCACGAGAAGUCUGUUUUCCCCCCACGACCACGAGCUUCUCGUUUUUUAUUAUGUUCUUGCAGAAGACACACCAGAUUGAACCUCCCAAGCUACCCUUCUUCUCAGCAACAUUCAUGGUGUCCCUUUACGUAGUUUACGCGAUCGUCUUCUAUUGGCUGCCAUGUUUCCUACGUUUUUCCCACCAUUAAGGCAUUUAAAUAAAGCCCACGAGCAGCCUCGUAGUCUCGACGCAGGGGAGCAACUCUCCUUGUGAGUCUUCGAAGAAGGAUGGCACCACAGGGUGAGUCUGCCCUUCACAGACCUCUCCUAGAAACCCCUGAUGAAGAUGAGAUCACUAGCGCAAAGCAGUUCUUCUCUCAGUAUGCCGCCGAGAGCAAGAAGCUGUGGUACUUGGCGGGGCCUGCCAUUUUCACAGCCGUUGCUCAGUACUCACUCGGUGCCAUCACUCAAGUCUUUGCUGGACAUCUCACCACUCUCGAACUCGACGCCGUCUCUACAGAGAACAUGGUUAUUGCGGGUCUGGCGUUUGGAAUUAUGAUAGGAAUGGGCAGUGCUUUGGAGACGCUCUGUGGGCAAGCUUAUGGAGCAAAUCAGCUCAGUAUGCUUGGUGUGUAUAUGCAGCGUUCCUGGGUCAUACUGAACACGACCUGUCUGAUCCUGCUCCCCAUCUACAUAUUUGCUUACCACAUUCUUCGAUUCUUUGGGGAAGAGGAAGAAAUCUCAAGGAUGGCGGCGAGGUUUGCCUUGUACAUGAUACCCCAACUCUUUGCUUAUGGCUGCAACUUCCCUCUACAGAAAUUUCUGCAGUCACAGAGCAAGGUCAUGACCAUGGCCUGGAUAUCAGGGGUGGCAAUGCUCUUCCACAUCUUUCUGAGUUGGUUGUUCAUAGUGCAGUUUCAGUGGGGACUGCCUGGAGCGGCAGCUUCACUGAACAUCUCAUGGUGGAUUGUGGUGCUGGGGCAGUUUAUCUACAUACUCUUGGGAUACUGCCCAGGCGCUUGGACAGGUUUUACAUGGGGUGCUUUUCGUGGUCUCGGCGCCUUUGCUCGGCUUUCGAUUGCUUCGGCCAUCAUGCUCUGCUUAGAGUUCUGGUACUACAUGCUAUUAGUCGUCUUGGCUGGACGGUUAAAGAAUGCUGAAGUAGCAGUAGCAGCUAUAUCCAUAUGCAUCAAUCUCAGUGGAUGGGAAAUCAUGAUAUUCCUGGGAUUCAAUGCAGCUAUAAGUGUGAGGAUCUCCAACGAGCUUGGUGCAGGGAGACCAAGGGCAGCGAAGUUCUCGAUAUUGGUGGUAGUGGUAUCUGCAGCAAGCAUUGGCAUCGCUUUCAUGGCGCUCGUAUUGAUUCUAAGAAAUGUAUACCCGAUUCCCUUCACUAACAGUAAGGAGGUGCAAGAGGUUGUCUCCAACCUUGCUGUCUUGUUCGCCUUGGCGUUGCUCCUCAAUAGUGUCCAACCAGUUCUUUCAGGUGUUGCCGUAGGAGCAGGUUGGCAGUGGUUGGUAGCGUAUAUAAACUUGGGCUGCUAUUACAUUGUUGGUCUUCCUCUUGGCUUCUUCUUGGGCUCCAAGUUGAACCUUGGAGUAAAGGGGAUAUGGAGUGGAAUGAUUACCGGUGUUGGUCUCCAAACACUUGUUUUGACAGGCAUUACAUUAGCAACGAACUGGAAAAAGGAGGCUGCACAAGCCGAAUCCCGGAUAAGGAAAUGGGGUGGAGUGGGCAUGUCAAAGAAUGAUGAAGAGAAUGGUACAGAAAACAACCACAAACCGUUCUUAGCUUAAGAUAUCGAACAGCUUUUCUGUGGUGGCCUCUAAUGAAGAAACAUUAUCUUGGUUCCUUCAUCGCUUAGACAGACCACUGCCCCAUAUGAAAGAAGAAGGCAUACGCAAAGAUGUACCAGUCUUCUCUUUUUGAUGUUAGAACCAAUAAAAAAAGGCGGAACCUCUCUCUCUCUCUCUCUCUCUCUCUCUCUCUCUCUCUCUCUCUCUCUCUCUCUCUCUCUCAUUCUUCUGAUGUAGCUUUAGAUCCCAUGAUCGUAGGAAGGUUUGCAUUUACUUCCACCUAGUCAGGUGGUUCAGAGUUUUUUACUUUAGCUGUGUGGCUCUUGCACCCGUUGUAAGUGAAGCUUGCAUUAAAUUGCUAUGAGGUACUGUACAACAUUCUUCAUCAAUACAAAUAUUUUCGU
Nymphaea colorata (pocket water lily) is the source of this 2268-nucleotide messenger RNA. RefSeq names its product protein DETOXIFICATION 33-like. The transcript is spliced from 9 exons. The record is from RefSeq and is a predicted model, not a curated record. Gene Ontology annotation, biological process: xenobiotic detoxification by transmembrane export across the plasma membrane. NCBI's taxonomy places the organism in Eukaryota, Viridiplantae, Streptophyta, Magnoliopsida, Nymphaeales, Nymphaeaceae. The coding region runs from base 359 to 1864 and encodes 501 amino acids. Gene Ontology annotation, molecular function: antiporter activity; xenobiotic transmembrane transporter activity. Gene Ontology annotation, cellular component: membrane.